Messenger RNA from Lachancea sp. 'fantastica', 1230 nucleotides. The record is from the annotation of a GenBank genome assembly. Lineage: Eukaryota; Fungi; Ascomycota; Saccharomycetes; Saccharomycetales; Saccharomycetaceae.
AUGUUUAUCCGCAAUGCUUUGACAAGUUCAGUAAAAAAAACGGCGUUUUUACGAGGCCUACACGGCUCACAAUCGCUUUUCAAAGCAGAAGUGUUUGCCAUGCCAGCUAUGUCCCCUACGAUGGAAAAGGGCGGAAUUGUCGAAUGGAAAUUCAAAGUGGGAGAUUCGUUUUCAGCUGGUGAUGUUCUGCUGGAAGUUGAGACCGAUAAGUCUCAAAUCGACGUUGAGGCCCAGGAUGACGGGAAGUUGGCGAAGAUUAUGGUUGACAAUGGAGCCAAAGAUAUAAAGGUUGGAGAGCCCAUUGCUUAUCUGGCUGAGCCCGAGGACGAUCUGGCCACUUUGGAAUUGCCAUCAGAAAGUGCCCCUAAGAAGGAAACGGCACAGGAAGCCGCAAAACCUGAAGCGUCUUCGAAGGCUUCUGUGAAAGACGACUCCAAUCGCUCGGCGGCGACCAACAAGACUGGUUCUUCGCCAUCGUCGUCGUCGUCUUCAUCUGGGAAAGCCAAUUCAUCUCAAGUCCUAUUUCCAUCGGUGCAGCUUCUUCUUCACGAAAAUGGGAUCACCAAUGAACAGGCUUUGGAAAGCAUUCCUGCAUCGGGACCCAAUGGCCGAAUCCUGAAGGGUGAUGUUCUGUCGCACUUGGGUAAAAUCUCUCACGACUCGGUGACUAAGCUUACAACAUAUAUUCAGAAAUUCGAAAAACUGGACCUUUCUAACAUAGAAUUGAAGCAACCGGAACCGCAACAAAAGCUUCAGGAAACAGUGUCUGCAAAGCCUCAACCUAUAGUGAUCUCCGAGCAGAUUCAUGUGAAGACAGCACCCGAUGUCACCACAGAGCAACUUCUGCGGUCUCUCAAGUCCUACAUUAAUGAGGCCAAAUAUUUAUCGCAUGAACAACCUAUUGCGAAUGCAAAUUCGGUAUACUACGAUUCUGUGUUUGAGGAUCUAAUCACCCCGGAACCAAAGCAGCAAAGAUUCGAGGUUUCUUAUGAUGUGGUACCACUAUCGACCGGGGAGUUGAUCUCUCAGCAGCAAGACGACAUUUUCGACCUUCUUGCGGGAUCUUCCACCAGAGCCAACGCUGUAAAGGCAGAGCAUGAAAUCGCUUCAAGUAACGAGUUUUUGAUAAACUUGGAUGUUCAAGUGAGCGAGAGAUUCGGGGAUGCCAAGGUGAAAGCACAAAGGUUUGUGGACUAUGUGAAGGAUUUAGAGAUCUCUUUGGAGAAUUAG